This is a messenger RNA of Musa acuminata subsp. malaccensis (wild Malaysian banana), 660 nucleotides long. Its product is annotated as agamous-like MADS-box protein AGL61. Gene Ontology annotation, molecular function: protein dimerization activity; RNA polymerase II cis-regulatory region sequence-specific DNA binding; DNA-binding transcription factor activity, RNA polymerase II-specific. Lineage: Eukaryota; Viridiplantae; Streptophyta; Magnoliopsida; Zingiberales; Musaceae. Gene Ontology annotation, biological process: positive regulation of transcription by RNA polymerase II. The record is from RefSeq and is a predicted model, not a curated record.
AAGAAGACGAGCAUGGGGCGCCAAAGGAUCGAAAUCAAGCGCAUCGAAAACGAGGAGGCCCGGCAGGUCUGCUUCUCGAAGCGCCGGGCCGGUCUAUUCAAGAAGGCCACCGAGCUCUCCGUCCUGUGCGGCGCCGAGAUCGCCCUCGUCGUCUUCUCACCCGCCGGAAAGCCCUUCUCCUUCGGCCACCCGUCCGUAGACUCCGUCGUCGGCCGCUUCCUCUCCGGCGGUGCGGCGCCAACUCCUACCCCUGUCGUAGACCACCGGAUGGUCCCGGCGCGGGCUUCGCUGGUCCACGAGCUCGACCGGCAGUACCUCGAGCUCGGAGAGCGGCUGGCGGCGGAGAGGGCGAGGAAGGACGCGCUGGAGGCGGCCUUGAGGGGGCGGUGGGGUUCCACGGCUGGCCUGUUGGACGCGAACCUGGAGGAGAUCGGAUUGGUGGAGCUCGAGAGACUACGGGAGGCGCUAGAGCGGCUGCGGUGGGACGUGGCGAUGAGAGUGAAUCAGCUGGUGAUCGAGGUGCAGACAAGGAGCGUCGUCAUGGCGGGGGACGCGGCUGCAGGUGGCUUCGUUGGGGGAUUCCUUGCGGCGGCGGAGGAGGGCGUGGUGGCGCUUCCUCCUCAACAUGGUUUUAGCUAUGGAUACGGAGGUAUCUUCUAA